Leguminivora glycinivorella is the source of this 1856-nucleotide messenger RNA. It is a transcript of the gene Ing5, whose product is annotated as inhibitor of growth protein 5. NCBI's taxonomy places the organism in Eukaryota, Metazoa, Arthropoda, Insecta, Lepidoptera, Tortricidae. The record is from RefSeq and is a predicted model, not a curated record. Gene Ontology annotation, biological process: regulation of DNA-templated transcription. The transcript has a single exon. Bases 280 to 1104 code for a protein of 274 amino acids. Gene Ontology annotation, cellular component: nucleus.
GUGAAGCUACCAUAGACUAGUCAUGACAUUUUGUUGCAUUCCAUUCCUUUCAUACUGAAAAGUUUGUAAUUUUGCUACUUGCUACAAAUGCCGAUAAUUUUCAGUGCAGUGUUUUGGACAAGUUUCAGUUCAGUUAUAUGUGAGAAAUACUUGUUACAAAAGAACUGACAUAUAAUAAAUAAGUACAUAGUGCUAAUUUCCGCGAGCUACUAGUAAAGCUUUUCAAAAUCUGGAAUCGAAAACUAUCGUUACUCAGGAGUCGUUACGAAAUUUUGCAAAAUGACUUCAGCACUUUAUUUGGAGCACUAUCUGGACAGUCUUCAACAUCUGCCGAUAGAAUUGCAGAGAAAUUUCAAGUUAAUGCGAGACCUCGAUGAUAGGGCGCACGGGUUAAUGAGGACAAUUGAUCUUAUGGCUGACGAACUAUUGCCUAAUAUUCCGAAAAUGGACGAGGAAGUGAAGAAAGACAAGGUUAAUACCAUACAGGGCUUGUUUAACAAGGCCAAGGAAUACGGCGAUGAUAAAGUGCAGCUCGCAAUACAGACUUACGAGUUGGUCGACAAACACAUACGGCGCCUUGACUCUGACCUUGCUCGCUUCGAAUCAGAAAUUCAAGAGAAAGUGAUGAGUGCCCGAGCUGCGCAGCAAGCUGCCGCGGACCAGGAGCCGAAUACCACCACUGUUAAGAAAGGAAGGAAGAAGCACAAGGGUAGUGAGAAGGCAGCUGCUACCACUGGCAAAAAGAAGCGCGUAGGAGCUUCCAGCGAGGACGAUGCCGUCGCUUCAGGCAGAUCCGCAGCCAAAAAGAAGGCACAACGCAAAGGUGCCACUACAACAGCCAGUGCUGUCAAGGAACAAGAAGAAAAUGCAGAUUUGGACUCAGUUGCUGGCAUGGCACAUCCCAGUGACGUCCUCGAUAUGCCUGUCGAUCCUAACGAGCCCACUUACUGCCUCUGUCACCAAGUUUCGUAUGGAGAAAUGAUAGGUUGUGACAACCCUGACUGUCCCAUUGAGUGGUUCCACUUUGCCUGUGUAGAUCUUAAGAUCAAGCCCAAAGGCAAAUGGUAUUGUCCUAAGUGUACUCAGGAUCGCAAGAAGAAAUGAUCCACGGUGAAACCUCCUGUCAAACCCACUGACAAGACUGUACCGGUAAAGAAGGAAGUGAAGUAACUUCAGUCUCAUAUUACCAAAAACUAUGCGUGAAAAAUUAGACAGUAAAUAAUUUUAUAGUAAUAUAAAAGAUAUUAAAUCUAGUAGUAUUGUGGUAACUGUAUUUAGUUAUAUAUUUUAAAAUUUUUAAAGCCUAUUUUGACUGCAUAUAAAUUGUUGCAGUGUUUUAUUCUUAUUUGAAAAUGAGCUAAUAAUAAUUUAAUAUAUACAAAAUGCCUUUAUUAUCUAGUAUUUGCAGAUUCUAACAUGAAUUGAUGAUUCUUGUAGGGUAUUUAUUAGGGUGGAUCAAAAAAACACUUUUUGGAAUUAGCAAACCUAAUAGUUAUCAAUCAAUGACCCUUAGUCUAUGAAGCCUUUGUGCAAAAUAUCAGCUUUAAUGCGGGGGAUUAGGUUUGAAAUUUUGAAAUUCUCAUACAAACCUGAAAAUUCAACUUUCAGAUUUAAAAAAAAUUUCGGCUGUAUUAUGUUAAGUAUAUGUUAUUGAUACAUAUCAAUAUAAGAAACUACCAAAAGUUGCGAAAAUAGCAUCAAAAAUCGCCAAAGUUCGCCUAGUUUUAGUACAUUUGCCGAAAUAGCCGCUAAAAUACCGAAAAUUUGCGAUUUUUAACGCUAUUUUCGCAACUUUUGGUAGUUUCCUGUAAUAAUAUGUAUCAAUAAUGUAUACUGAACAUAAUACUGCCGAAAGU